CAUCCAUUUAUGACGAUAUUCCUUGUAGAAUGAGAACAGAAUCGACUAUCGUUUGGUCGUUCGUGAUCCUCUAAACCUUCCUCGACGUGAACAUAUUUCGAGCAAACGAUUUCUUAAAAGAGAAGAAAUAAAAAAUAAGGGUUAGUGUCAAAAUUGUUCUGAAGUCGCUAGAACGCGGUAAUCAGUGGGUCAAGUGAGUGAAUCUUUACGAAGAUCCUAUUUCGCGGGUAGAAAGUUUUUGAAGUUAGUGAAUAUUUAAAUGAAAGUCUGCGCCUUAUUAGAAUAAUGGCGAUAAAAAGAAUUUCAGUUUUGUUGUUUGAUAUUUUAAUUUGCAGCUUAUGGAUGAUGUUAACGGUAACUGGAAAUGAUGUAGAUUUGAACAAGCAUUUCGAACCUCCUUCUGAUUUUCCUUUCUUAACACCAGGGACUCACACAGAACCUUUAUCCCAGGGUUCAAUAACAAGUCCAAGAUCGUUAACAUCCAAGUAUAUAACGCCGGGGAAUACAGGCAGCGAUAUCUAUGAUCAAAUACAGCCAUCCAGGGAUCCAACCACGCCGCUUUCCAGGAGAUACGUGUACAAGAUUUUGAAUAAAAACCCUGUUCCAGAAACAUCUUCGACUCUUGCAACGACUCUGCAUGCUCCUCCGCCAUUUUACCAAAGUUUUUAAAGCCGGUUCAUAAACCUGACAAUGAACCAGCAUAAGUUAUCAGCAUUUGUGGUUUUCUGUGGUGCCUCCAGAUGGUGUCUGUGAUAUUUCAUUGAAACACUUAACAAAGCAUUUUAAGGUCCUAUUGUUUAUUUGUCAAAGGACAGAUUUAGAUAAUUACAAUCGGUCUUCAAUAAAAAAAAAUUAGCUUUAGUGGAGAAAUUAUCUAAAUCUAAGACAAGAAAUAAUUUUGGAGAUUGGUUUAGCUAUUAUAAAUUGCAUUUCAGCCAUUCUAGCCAAGAAUCUCAGCUGGCAGACUGCCAAGAAUGUCGGGCUAACAUCACGAACUAAUUGGAAUUCAAUUCAAUUCAAAGCUUGUAAGUUGCUUUGAUAUAGUUUAAAACUGUUACUAAUGCCAGUUGUGUUAAUCAUAAAAUGCCACGUGUGUUAAACGCAACACGCGUCGGAUUCCAUGAUUUUUAAGCUCCCUCCUGAAAUAUUUGCUUCUAAAAACUAAAUUAUAUUUGAGGGGUAAACCCGAAGAUUUCCAUUCAAUGUAUAUUCGCUUUCUUUGCCUCCUGUCUCCCCAUUGUAAAGCCACUGCAUUCAGUAAACAACUUCGAUCCAAAGAACAAUUCUUUGUUCUUUAAUCUUUUAGGAAUGUUCUGAGUUUUUAGUCUUCAGCCAUGC
Molecule: messenger RNA, 1338 nt
Organism: Argiope bruennichi
Lineage: Eukaryota; Metazoa; Arthropoda; Arachnida; Araneae; Araneidae
Exons: 3
Coding region: 286-669 (127 amino acids)
Source: RefSeq, a predicted model, not a curated record